Molecule: messenger RNA, 222 nt
Organism: Penicillium chermesinum
Lineage: Eukaryota; Fungi; Ascomycota; Eurotiomycetes; Eurotiales; Aspergillaceae
Exons: 1
Coding region: 1-222 (73 amino acids)
Source: RefSeq, a predicted model, not a curated record
AUGGGAAAAGAAGACUUUAUCCGACAAAUUGAGAACUCCGAUGAGUUCAAACUCCUCGAUAGAGUAAUCAAGGAAGAGGCUACAGUGCAAGAUGGCGUUCAAAACAUUGUCAACGUGACCAUGAGUGCAUUAGCGACUCAUGGCCCAAACAACAUGAACAAAAUCGGUCUCGCGGAUUACAAUAUCUCCCCUUGCGACAAUGGAACUCGCGCAGCGCCUUGA